AUGUCAGAAGACUGCUUGUCUCUAAAUAUCAUCCGCCCAAGCAAUAUCUCUGACUCAGACAAGCUACCAGUAGCAGUAUGGAUUCAUGGACGAGCUUGCCAGGGCCUCCGGGAUCAACGCCUCGCCCUUGAAUGGAUCCAAGAGAACAUCUGCUUUUUCGGAGGUGACGCGAGUAAAGUCACCAUUUUUGGUCAGAGCUCGGGUGGUCUGUCCGUCGGUAAACAGCUAAUCGCCUACGGCGGGCGUGACGACGGGCUAUUCCGCGCUGCUAUCAUGCAGAGUGGGGGUAUGGCAGAGAAGUGGCCUUACAACAUCAAAGACCCUGAGGUCUACAUCAAGGAACUGUAUAUGAAUCUGACCAUCACGACGGGGUGCGCGGAUAGUGCCAGCGCACUUGAAUGCCUACGCGCAUUGCCCGCCGCGCUGAACAUCAUCAGCACUCCCGUCUACUCAGGUACUGGCUUGGGCCCUUGGCUCACCCAGGUGGAUGGUGAUUUCCUGCUCGACGGGCCGACUGAGUCACUCGACAAGCAACAUUUCGUCCUUGUGCCCAUCAUGUACACGACCACUUCGGACGAUGCCACGGCCUUCAGUUUCGUCGAUUCCGUGAUACCGAUGCUGACUUUCGGAAUUUCAUCGGAGCUGGCGGGCCUGACGAGGCGAUUUCGGUGA
Messenger RNA from Aspergillus nidulans FGSC A4, 672 nucleotides. RefSeq lists its product as uncharacterized. The record is from RefSeq and is a predicted model, not a curated record. Gene Ontology annotation, molecular function: carboxylesterase activity. The coding region runs from base 1 to 672 and encodes 223 amino acids. NCBI's taxonomy places the organism in Eukaryota, Fungi, Ascomycota, Eurotiomycetes, Eurotiales, Aspergillaceae. The transcript has 2 exons.